Messenger RNA from Physella acuta, 1602 nucleotides. Its product is annotated as beta-1,4-galactosyltransferase galt-1-like. The record is from RefSeq and is a predicted model, not a curated record. Gene Ontology annotation, molecular function: glycosyltransferase activity. Lineage: Eukaryota; Metazoa; Mollusca; Gastropoda; Physidae. Gene Ontology annotation, cellular component: cytoplasm.
CACUCCUGUUAGUGUCUCAUUUUUACUUAUACUAGUUUACUAAAUCAAUCAAUUCUAUGUACAUAUACUAUAUACGUAAGCAUUAAACUGAAGACCACAUUUUUGCAGAAUAAUGUUGACAUGAAGAAGUCCAUCACCAAGACAUGAAUGAAAAAAGAUGUCCUACCUACAGUAAAGACAAUGUCAAAGCGACAUAGACCCAUCACUAAACCUGUUCUAGCGUUCUCCGUUGGUGCCCCAUUUCUAUGGAUGUACAUCGUCGCACGCUAUUUAAAAGUCACAGGCCCAAUCGCACAAAGUACAAAAGAGCUUCCAAUUGUUAAAAAUGAAAUUGUCAUGGAUGCUUUGCCGAGUAAAAUCACUAUCAGUUCGACCCAGUUAUCUGAUAAUGAGACAUUUCAGCCAAUCAAUGACGAUAAUUCUUGGGUUUAUUCCGCCUACUAUGACGUAAUGAGUCCCAAGUUGACAAUGAUUAGAGUCAUAGGAAUAGCCACACGCACCAAUCAUACGGUCUUCUGUCUAUUGAACAAGGAUGGAUACACUAGGACAAAUAUUGGAAACCGUGUUUUCUUAUUAGAAGACCACGCCAAAAAUUACACAGCAACGAUGUUUGAAUGUGUUGUAGAAAAAAACUUCAAGCCAACCUCCAUCUCUAUCACAUACAAGCCUGACGACACACCGACCAAUCUUUUAGAGAUUCAGUACCCCAAACAAAGGGAGAGAAACUUUACAGUGUGUUACCCCGCUUUGUUUGGUUACAAUAACAUCUCUAGAAUUAUCCAGGCCAUCGAGAUCAACAGAGUCCUUGGCGCCCAGCAUUUCUUCAUCUACAACUACAGCAUCUCUCGGGAAAUGGAUGCAGUGCUGCGUCACUAUCAGGAUGAAGGCGUCCUCACAGUCCUGCAAUGGCCGCUACCGUUAGAUGACGUCAUGCACGUUUGGUACUACGGUCAGAUGAGCGCCAUCAACGACUGUGUGUACCGCAACAAGUUUGUAUCCCAGUACGUGGUCAUACAAGAUCCUGACGAGUUCAUCAUACCAAACCAUCACAUGACCUGGUCAGACCUGAUCGAGGCAGCUGAACGCGAAUAUCAAAGUAAACACAAGGUCAAGGCCAGACCUUUAGGAUCAUUCACGUUUGAAUCCGCUUUCUUCAACACUUUAUCAAACUCCACUCUUUGGGAGCAGAUCAAGAAAAAUUUCUCCAUCACAACAGAGGAGGAAAAUUUCUUUCAACACAACAAAAUAUUUCCUUACCUCCACGUCCGUAGACAUAAAAACGUUUUAAAAUCUCCCAUACGGUCAAAAACAAUUGUACGCCCCGAGUACAUUUCUUAUAGUGGAAUACACGUCACCUUUCAACACCGAGACGAUGCCAACUUUAUUACAGUCAGCCAGAACCUCUCCAUAGUUCACCAUUACAGAGACGACAUGGUGCUGUCUUCUAGUCGCAUUGACACAUCGGCUUUGAGGUUUAAAGACAACACUCUACCUUUGUUAAGGAGGGCGUACACGAUGUUUGUGAAUGAAACUCGUUUAAGCGGCUCUCAAAUCGGGGAAAGUUCUUCAAGUGGCUCUAAAAUUAGGGGUAGCAGAUUUUAG